UUCAAAGCAACUGCAGAACAAGGAGAAUACAAAGAUGGUGAAAUCAGGAAAAGUUUUAAAAAUUGCGCUUGGUCGUCGAUAUAUUGCAGCAUCUGUAAGCCCGUUAUCAUGUCGAUCCAGAGUCGAACGAACGACACGAAGCCCGCUAACAAACAAACAGCAAAAUUACGUUAUUAGAGAUAGACCUGUGAGUCCACUGAUAAAAACGACAACAGAAUCUGAAGAGCUAAGUACGCUGUUUGCCAAGCUUCGUGAAAUUAUACCCAGUUCGAAUUGCAAUCAAACAUCUGAUCCAAACCUUGACGUGGUUCUCGGUGCAGUCGAUUAUAUUCGAGAACUCCAUGUGAUGAUUCAGCAAAAAAUCAAACAAACUGAUUCACCUGCCGAUGCAACAAAACAGCAAGAUUCCUUUAAUCAGCAGUUUUCUUCAAACACGUGACACGUUUCAGCGCAUCUGCCAUGAAGUUCCAAAGAACUAACGCAUACGCUGGAAAGGCGUAUUAUUUAUUACUUUUCGCAAUCCAACAUGCGCUUCUGCCUGAGACAAAUCGCGAUCGAACAACACAAUGCAAUUUCAUUGAACUUUUCCAACCUUGUCUUUUCUGCUCUGAAUUUCUUCCAUAUUAAUGUUAAUAAAUUGUUUUGAUAUUCCACUUUAUGGUCGUUUUGGUUCUUUGGCAAGUUGUCGGUUUAAACACGUAUAGUUAUAGUCGAUACAAAUUAAAUAAACAAUUUUAUGCUCGCUAA
This is a messenger RNA of Ciona intestinalis (vase tunicate), 747 nucleotides long. RefSeq lists its product as uncharacterized. Gene Ontology annotation, molecular function: protein dimerization activity. The record is from RefSeq and is a predicted model, not a curated record. Lineage: Eukaryota; Metazoa; Chordata; Ascidiacea; Phlebobranchia; Cionidae.